Molecule: messenger RNA, 3251 nt
Organism: Acanthaster planci (crown-of-thorns starfish)
Lineage: Eukaryota; Metazoa; Echinodermata; Asteroidea; Valvatida; Acanthasteridae
Product: bifunctional epoxide hydrolase 2-like
Molecular function (GO): catalytic activity
Source: RefSeq, a predicted model, not a curated record
UGUGUCGUGCUCACGCCACAGCUUUCCGCGUCACGAGGGGCUUGCUCGCACUCUCCCUCUCUGGCCAGCACCACACUGCUGACUAGCUGGUCCCGUGGUCCACUCUGAAGGGACCCCCUUUGCCCAACACCAGGCUUCCUCAGGCCAGUCUGACUGCCGUCUCCUGCCAGGAACCUAAGACCUGACCUGCCAGUGACUGCGACAAUGUCAUUUCAGUCCACACUCUUUGACACUAUACCGGAACUUUCUUGACUGGACUCAGUUCCGAUAUGGCUAUCAAGGCAGCUAUUUUCGAUGUGGGUGGAGUUCUUUUCAAGAGUCCAAUCAACUUUUUGACGCAACUUGCUGAGAAACAUGGCUUACCACCGACUUUUGCUGUGAAUGUUCUGAGGAAAGGUGCUCCAGAUAAUGCAUUCUGCAGGGCUGAGAAGGGAGAUCUGUCUCUCUCACAGCUUGUUACAGAACUACAGAAUGACUUUGAGCUGUCAGCCCAAGAGAGCAAUGUGGAACUACCACAGACAUUCAGUAUCAAGGAGAUGGUCCUGGGUUUACUCAAACAGCAACCUCAUAGAGAAAUGAUCAACGCUGUUAUCAACUUGAAGAAUCAUGGCUUGAAAACAUGCAUCCUGACCAACAACUUCAUCUAUGAUCUGCCGUCUGAGGCUGAAGAAGACAACCCAAACUUCUUUGUGAUAUCAGGGUUGAUGUUUGAUGAGGUGAUUGAGUCUUGUCGGAUUGGCCUGAGGAAACCUGACUUGGAGAUCUACAGCAUGGCUUGCAAGAGGCUCGGGGUGUCUCCUCAAGAAACCAUCUUCAUCGAUGACCUUAAAGGCAAUCUGAAGAAUGCCCAGAAGCUUGGAAUCAAUACUAUCCUGUUUAAGGACUCGAAAUCAGCUCUAGCAAAGAUUCAGGAACUCACCGGUAUCGAUGUGAGUACUAUCCUGUUUAAGGACUCGAAAUCAGCUCUAGCAAAGAUUCAGGAACUCACCGGUAUCGAUGUCUUUCAACCAGCUGUACCCAUCUCAGCCGAUCCCGACAAAUUAACACACAGUUAUGUCACAACAACGGAUGGUGUAAAGCUGCACUAUGUCGAGAUGGGAGAAGGACCAGCAGUCAUUCUGUGUCAUGGUUUCCCUGAAUCUUGGUAUUCCUGGAGGAAACAGAUUCCUGCUUUGGUCUUAGCUGGCUAUCGAGUCAUUGUUCCUGAUCAGAGAGGCUUUGGUCUUUCCUCAGCCCCACAGGAUAUCAAAGGCUACACUCAGGAAUGUUUGAGUGCGGAUCUGAUAGCACUUCUUGAUUCUUUGAGCAUACGUAGAGCUGUCUUUGUUGGUCAUGAUUGGGGCGGUGCCGUCGUGUGGAAGAUUGCUCUAAGGUAUCCAGAGCGCACAAGAGGUGUGGUUGGUGUGAAUACUGCUUAUUUUCCACCCAACCCUAAGUCCAACCCACUGCAGAGAAUGUACCAGAAGCCAGGAGUGUUUGAUUACCAGCUCUACUUCCAGACACCAGGUGUUGCUGAAGCUGAACUGGAGAAAGACCUGGAGAAAACGUUUAAAUUCUUUUUCCGAGCUCCAGGGAAGCAGGACCAUUAUCCAGGGUCAGAGAAGAUUGGUGUCCAUAACGUCAGAGAAAGAGGUGGUAUGCUUGUUGGUGUUCCUGAUAAUCUACCAAGACCCUCCCUGCUGACGGAGAAAGAUCUGGCCUAUUACGUCAAGCAAUACAAGACAUCAGGAUUCAGGGGUCCCUUGAACUGGUAUCGGAAUGUUGAAGAAAAUUGGAAAGAUUCCCUGAAAGAUGUGGGUCGCAAGAUACAUGCUCCAGCUCUGAUGGUGACUGCGGAGAAAGAUCGAGUCCUGACUCCAGCAAGUAGUAAAUAUAUGGAGCCUUGGGUGCCUAAUCUGUCUCGCCUCCAUCUUGAGAAUUGUGGCCACUGGACUCAAAUGGAAAGAGCCAGGGAGUUCAAUGAAGGUCUCAUCAAGUGGCUCAAUGACAUCCAUAAGAAGGCCAAGAUCCAUGUGGAAUCUAGACUGUAAUUCUACUGAGCAGUUCACUGGCUCCAUGGCAACUUUGAUUCCAUGGCAACUGUGCAUCUCAAGAUUUGAGUAAUUGUUUGCAAACAGUAGCCAUAGAGGUAGGAGCACAAUGUCUGUUGAUUUUCAUACCAAUGCUACUUUGGGUAACUGUUUUUCUUUUGCCAAAUGAGUGAAUUACUGAAAUGUAAUCAGUGUAAAUGAACACUGUUCUGUUAGUUUGGAGUAAGAAGCAAAAUUGAAACCAUCUUUAAUUAUAAGAAAAAGCAAGACUGCGUAGCACUUAUCAUGAGACUUGGGGAAAAUAAAAGGUAAAGGAGUGCUCACCAGUAUCUUUCUUGUGGUUCUGUUUUGCUUUUUAUAUUCCUUCAAGUUUUAUUAUAAGGUCUUGUUUCUCCUUCGCUUCUCUUGAUUGGGCUACUUAGUGAAGGGAAAUGAAGUAAGAAUUAUACUGACAGUAUUUUCAAUUCAAAGAUUUGUUUUGUGAAGAUUUUUUUAUACAUUUCGAGAUUAUGUAAAAAUGUACAAAUAUGUUUGAUAUGAUUUGAAUAUCUAUUUUUGAUGUUAAUUGUAUACUAAGCUUAAUAUAAAACAAAUUCUAAAUGUAUUCUUAAGGAAUUUAGAGACAGGGAGUAGUCAUUACUGACAGAAAGAGAUAUGCACAAAUGUCAUCCUUCAAGAAUUAAUACAAGAGAAUAGAUGUAAGUCUAAUCUCUGAGGCACCUGCUGAUUAUAUCAUGACUUUGAGGAGAGGUUUCAUUACGUAGCUGCCAGUAUUGUUGUUAGUUUUGUUUGAUUAUGACACAGAUUUCCUCAGCUAGAAGUUUACCGGAGUCACUUCAGAUGGAAACUUUGUUGAAGUUUUUGAUUGAAAUGUAAAACAUUCUGAUUUAGGUGGACUGAUAAAUGGAGCCUAGAUCAUUGAAGUGGUGUCCUUGGUUGGAUUUGAACCUUGGUCAUAAAAGUAGAUGAGUAGAGAAGUAUCAAGAUCUCUAGCGAUCUGUCGUUGAGAAUAACAUGGAGAUUUGGUGUAAAGCAUGUGAUAACUGAAACAUAGUAAAGGGUCGAAUUUAUGAGAAAUAGUCAAAGAAAAGUAAAAAUCUGGUAUAUGGUACAUAUACAUGCAAUACGGAGUAUCAGUUACAAAGUCUUAAGGAAGUACACUUGGCUUGAGUUUUCCUCAUGAUGCCCAAUAAAAUCUACAUUGAUAUUGUUGCAGAUCAA